Molecule: messenger RNA, 2314 nt
Organism: Durotheca rogersii
Lineage: Eukaryota; Fungi; Ascomycota; Sordariomycetes; Xylariales; Xylariaceae
Product: putative SAC1 protein
Exons: 3
Coding region: 118-2223 (701 amino acids)
Biological process (GO): phosphatidylinositol dephosphorylation
Cellular component (GO): endoplasmic reticulum
Molecular function (GO): phosphatidylinositol-4-phosphate phosphatase activity
Source: RefSeq, a predicted model, not a curated record
ACUCUCCUUCGCUCCCUUCUCUCUUCCCUCUUUUUAAUUCCCAUUCGCUCCUUCUUCCCUCCACCGUCCGGAGCCUUUACGAGUCUGUCCACAUCACUGUCGAAUAGCUAGCCCACCAUGACCCUCCCCUUCAGGGACAUCAACCUUCACGUCGCCGCCGAAUCCUACACCUUCGCCUCGCCCUCCUCCCCCAAUGUGCCUGCUCUCGUCAUCGACCGUCCCACCGGAGACGUGAGGCUAAGCGAGGCUACUCACGCCCCCAAUAAACGUGUCUCCCGCGUGUCGAGCAUAGCUGGUAUUCUGGGCUUCAUCAGGUUGAGACUCGACAAGUAUGCUAUCAUCAUCACCAAGACCCUGCCCGUGGGCCGUCUCAAGGGCCAGAUGGUAUACAAGGUUAUCUCGACGGAAUUCCUACCCAUGCGCGAGCGCCAGGUCCACGACCCAGACGAGGACCAAUUCUUAUCCCUGCUUACGACAUUCAUUUUGAGAGGCCCUAUGUACUUCUCCUAUUCCGUCGACCUCACCAACAGUUUCCAGCGACAAGCCUCAACGGAUCUGUCGCUCCCGCUUUGGAUGAGAGCCGACGACCGCUUCUUCUGGAACAGGUUUGUCCAGGCCGACCUGAUCCAGUUCCGAACCCAGGGCAACCGGUCGCAACCCGGACCGCAGCCCGGCGCCGACCCCUAUAUUCUACCCCUAAUAUGGGGAACCCUCGAGAUCCGCCCCACCACUUUCAAGAACACACCCCUGACCGUUGUCCUGAUCACACGCAAAUCGAGGUACCGAGCCGGAACUCGAUACCUCACUAGAGGUGUCGACGAGGAAGGGCGUGCCGCAAAUUACAACGAGACCGAGCAGGUAGUCAUCCUGAACGAUACAGGCCGUGGAUUGGGUGGAUAUGCUGGAAAUAGCGAUAUGCAGAGCGGCAAGUAUGGAGCUUCGGGGGGGGCCGAAACGCAGAUACUGUCGUACGUACAGACACGGGGUAGCAUACCCGUCUUCUGGGCCGAGGUCAACGCUCUCAAGUAUACCCCCAAGUUGCAGGUUCGGGGUAUCGAAACAGCUCUCCCAGCCGCCAGGAAGCAUUUUGAUGAGCAGAUACGUCUGUACGGGGACAAUUAUCUAGUAAAUCUGGUCAACCAGAGCGGUCGAGAGAAGCGGAUGAAAGAAGCCUACGAGCAGAUGGUGAAGAUGCUCGCGUCGUCGCCGUCGGAGAAAGUCCAGGGCGACGCGUUAACCGGCGAAAAGUUCCAUACCAUCGAGGCCAGCUCUUCGAAGCAGGAAUACGACCGUCUGCACUAUGUCUAUUUCGACUUUCACCACGAAACGAAAGGCCUACAGAUGCACCGGGCCAUGAAGUUGGUUGAUCAGCUUCACGACUCUCUGAUAGCGCAACAAUACUUCCGCGGUGUCGACAUGCCUGCUAAUGGCGGGAUAGAAACUAGGAAUUUUCAGACUAGCGUGGUGAGAACGAACUGCAUGGAUUCGCUCGACCGCACCAACGUCGUUCAGAGCAUGCUGGCGCGAUGGACGCUAGACCGCAUGUUCGUCGAGCUGGGCUUGCUCCAACCGGGCGAGACGUUCUCGGCUGUCGACCCCGAAUUCGAAUUCCUGUUCCGGAACAUAUGGGCCGACAACGCGGAUACGGUGUCCAAUUCGUACGCUGGCACCGGCGCCAUGAAGACGGAUCUCACACGCCUGGGCAAGCGCACCAAGGCGGGCACCUUAGCCGACGGCCGAAUCGCCGUCACCCGGUACUACCUCAACAACUUCCGAGACGGCCCCCGACAGGACGCCUUCGACCUCUUCCUAGGCGCUUACGAGCCCUCGACCGCCAACAUCGGCACCGCUCUCAUCUUUGCGGACCGGCGGCCCAUCUCCAUCCAGAGCAUCCCCUACAUCCUAGCCUUCAGCGUCUUCUUCAUCCUCGUCGCCCUGUUUACGAGACGGGUGCCCGGCUCGUCGACCUGGUCCAUCCGGAUCUUCAUCCUGUUCUGGCUGGUCAUUGGCGGGUGGUGCUUCAACUUCAUGAUGAAGCACGGAAUCUUAUUCGUAAACUGGCCGAAGCUGAACCCGCGACCCUGGGCUACGGAGGGCUACCAGGACGCCAUCACCAAGGUGCGCAAGGACGCGCUGCUGGGGCCGCUGGUGGCGAAGCACGAGCGCGGGCUGAGCGCGGCCCGGUACCUCAACGCGGAGGAGGGCAAGAAGAGAAUCGAGUAAAGUAGGGGGUAACGGAGAGGAGGAUAUUAAUUAAUAUAUGUGGGAGGGACCGGGACGGGCGAGACCGAUUAGAAACCUUGGUACGCGCGGU